AUCCCAUCAGCAUAUAUGCUUUUUGUCCAGUCCUCCUGGCGUUUUUAGACAGUCUGUCGCAUCCCUUUUGCAAGGUUUCUGAAAAAUCCAGAGGAUGGGCUAGAUAUGGUAAGGUGAACCCCAAGUCCUUCCCCUGAGUACUGAAGGAAGGGAUACUCUUCAGAGGUGCCCUGUCUUAGGUGCUAGAAGGAUCAAACAUUUCUUGGAGUGGGAAGUGACAUGUCAGGGCAGUCUUGAUCCUAGAAAUGUCCAGUUUGCCCUCCUGGAGAUGAGCCUGAGAGGUCUUAAACAGCCUGAGUCCCCUGCUCUUUUCCAGCAGAUCUGGCUGCAGCCUCCAGAUCUGAUACUAAAGGGUCAUGAAUCCGAUUCUGGAGUUCCAGGGACAAGCUUUGCUGAGUCCCAGAGGUGCAGGCAGAAGGGAGGGGCAGGAACUUGUGGCAGUUCCCAGUGCAAACUCCCCUGCCCUGAUGCUGUGGUGCAAGUAUGGGGAGAGAACCGAAGCUGGAUGCUUGUGUUCCUUGACUUGGCCCCAGUGGGAUUCUCAGUCUCCCCACUCUUUACCAUAAGAAAUAGAAGUGCCAGCCUGAAGGGCCCUGAACUCAAAUGACAGCUCCUGAAGCAGCUACUCCCUGUGGAUAACUGUCACACAGGUAUCAUUCAUGUCAAGGCAAAUUCUGGCAUCUCCUAACUACCCCUUUAAAUUUCUAGUUUAUAUUAUUGCCCAUGUAGGACCAGUCCAGUCCAAACCUAUGGUUAAGGACCAUAUCUCUCAGAGCAUCUACUCCAAAGUAGAUCAUCUUGGGAACACUCUGAGUGCUCUGGGGAUACUGAAGACAGAUCCAUCCAGCAUGAUCCCAUGAUCAUAGGUCAUCCCAUGAUCAUAAGUCAUCCCAUGAUCAUAGGUCACGGUUCCAUAAUUAAAAAUCACAACCCAGGGUCACUGGAGAAACCUAGCCAAUAAGUCCCAAGAAGUGACAUGGCUGGGGAGGCAGACCUGGGGGUUUACUGAGGGCUUCUGCUGGUCUAUCUGGGGCUAAUCAUCCAGGGUGGAGUCCUGCUAUCACCAUCUGUCAUGGGUCAGGUGAGGGACCUUAUACAUAUGUCCAGAAGGUGGGCCUAGUAGCCCCCUCGUGUUUAAGCCCUUGUAUGGCUGGGUGUAUUGUGGCUUUGCUGUGAGUUUCUCAAGCCUGAGAUAUGACUUGCCCAUGAAUUAUCUCCAUAUUUGAGGCUGGGCCAGUUAGUCAUGGCCAGGCCUGUGUGAAGUUUUCCACCUUAGCUCCCCUACCCCCAUUCUGAUCCCCUACCCAGGUCACCUGCCCAGAUCUUGAGAACUUGAGCAGUUUUGCCACAACCCUAGCUGAGAAUUGUCUCAGCUCCCAGCAACUUAGGCCUCAUUAACAACAUGGGUCCUCUCAGGUCUAAUAUAUCCUCCCCCAGAAUGCCUCACCCUAGCAGUGUCCUUAUAUUCUAUCUAUCACCACCCCCCCAACCUCUUGGGAUCUAUAUGAGUUAUAUAUUCAAUCCCCCUACUCCAGAUCUCAGCCUGUAAACCACGUCCUCUUUAAAAGACUCCAGACACAGCCCAAACAGACUGUCACCAGAGACCCUACCCCCCUCAGCAACCUAUGGCUGCUAGCAGAUCCUGUAGAUACCCAGAGAGUCCCAGACUUCCACAGAUCUCCUAGGAUCUGCCCUCACCUACAGUUCCAUGCCACAGACCCUUGGAGGCCUCAGACUACAGAUAUGGAUGGGCCAUGAGGGAGCUUUCCUUCUCUAACCUUUUGGCCUGUCUCAUGAAUUCUAGACCCUUCUCCAGCUUCACCACCUACUCCUAUACCACUUUCCUUCUACCUCUCUAUUCCUUCUAAGUCUCUAGCUUCUCCAAGGUAGGGGGUAACAAACACCUACCUUAUGGAUUUAUUGUGAGGAUGACAUUAAUAAUCUGAGAAGUACUUAGUAGAGUGCCUGACACACCUCAAGCCCUGCCUAUGGCAGCUAGUUGUUGAUUACAUGAUUUCUCUGGGUACCUUUCCUCCACCACCACCUCCCGCUGGCUCACCAGGUCCAAGUCUGAGCUCAUCCCUCCUUUACUCCACCCAGCUCUAGGGCUUCCUGCCUCUAGCCAAUACCCACAGCCAUCCAAGAUCCCUCCUUCUCCCUCAAUUCUGUCCAGCCAGCCUCCAAUUCCUGCCACUUGAUUCUCUUCUAUAUCCUGGAUAGUUCUCAACUUGAUUUUUAUUCUCCCUGCCCCCUACUGUCGUUUCUUCACAGCCUCUUUUGAAGGGGCUCUUGCCCUCAGGAUGUCCUCUGCAAUCAGCUUUCCACUGAGGAGCCAAGGGUUCUUCCCAAAACGCAGAACUGCACCCCUCUCUCCUCCGUCAACGUUCUCCACCUCCCUCCCCCAUGGCUACUAGAAUGGAACGCAAACCUCCCUGUGCACCUUUGCAUCAUCAGCUGGUCUUCCCCUCUGGCCCCUUCACCCGCAACCCCUAUGGCGAUGGGCAUUUCUCCCCUAACGGCCUGUAGGAAUCCUCCUCCUCUAGGAAUCUUCCCUGUCCACCCUCCCCAGACCAACCAGGCGCCCUCGCUUGCUCUCUCCCUCCCGGCCGAAGUGUCCUCUUGAGACCCGGCCCACAGCCCCGGGCUCGGGAGGGCCUCCCAACUCGUCAGUCCUCGGGGCUGCACGGCCAGCGCCCUCGGCCUGGACUGGGUCGGUUGGGUUCACUGCGGUCCCCUCCGGCUUCAGCGCGGGGCUGGCUGCUGGGCGGGUGUUUUGAAUGAGUGUGUGAGUGAGUCAAUCAGGAGUCCUCACGGACCCUGCAGACUGGGCGGAAGCCCAGUGGGGCCGCCUCCCGGCCGCUCCCCUGCCCCCGCGCCGGCUCCAGUGCGUGGCGUCUCCCGCGGGCCGAGAAGUAGCUGCAACUGGGAGACCCCGAGCCGGGCCGGCCGAGGCGCCCGCCGCCUCCUUCCGCUCGGAUCCCGCCGCCUCCGCCCCCUGCCGCCCGCUCUUUGUCUCCCGGCGCCCGGCUUCCCCGCCACGCGCCCCCGCACGCCCCUUCCCGGGAACCCCCGUCGACCCCGCGGACGCGACGCUGAGCGAAUCCGUCUCCCAGGCCGAGGCCCCGACCGGCCGGGCCGGCGGGGGCGGGGCGGGAGGUGGCGCUCCUCCGCUCGCGCGCGCGCUCGCUCCCUCACGCUCUCUCACACUCACACACUCACACACACUCACACACAUACGCACACGCACGCACACACGGAGCAUCCUUCCGUCAGGUCUCCAGGUCCAGCCCCGCCCGCGCUCCUGCUUCCUGCAAACCUUCCUCUGCCCCCAAACUGCCCCCGCUCUCCUUUUCUCUCCGGCUGCGGGACCCUCCCCGCCGACCCUCCCCCCCCACCCCGGGAUGGAGCAUGUUGAGCCAGCCCGGAGCCCCCCGCGGCCGGGGUGACGGUCCCUCGCCCCUCUCCUGCCCGGCCCCCGCCUUGAGCACUAUGGGCCUGAGGGGUUCCCGAGGCGCCAGCCACUGAAGAUGACCGAUGCUAGAGCUGUCUUGAGUCAUGGCUUCUUCAAAGCUCCGAGAACCCGCAGAUGAGGUUUUUGAUCUGGACUUGGCUGUGCCAGAGACCGCCAGACUGGACAGCAGUUUACACAAGGCCAGGGCCCAGCUGCUGGCCAAGGGCCGAAGACACCGGCCAUCCCGCUCCAGGCUUCGGGACAGUGCCAGCUCUGCUGAGGAUGGUGAAGGUUCCGAUGGGCCUGGAGGCAAGGUGACCGAUGGCUGCGGGAGUCCCCUGCACCGGCUGCGCUCGCCUUUGCACUCGGGCCCUGGCUCCCCGGGCGGGGGCUCUUUCUGCCUGGAGCCUCCUGGUUUGCGGCGCAGUCUGGACGAGGACGAGCCGCCGCCGUCGCCGCUCACACGCUACCGGCCCCUGCACAACGCGGCCUCUCACGAGGGCCUGGCUGCCGCCUCCAGCUCGCCGCCGCGCUCCGCACCCUCCUCGGACAGCUCGCCCAGCUUCGUACGCCGCCACCCGCGCGCGGAGCCGCACAGCGAAGAUGACAGCCGGGAUGCCAGCCCUCCUGAGCCUGCCAGCCCCACCAUCGGUCUGGAUAAGAAGACGCGCCGGAAGUUUCUGGACCUGGGGGUCACCCUCCGCCGAGCAUCCACUGGCAAGAGCCGGAAGGAGAAGGGCAGCAACCGCCUGUCCAUGGGCAGCAGGGAGUCGGUGGAAGGGUCUGGCCGGUCAGGGGCCUCCCCGUUCCUGCCCUUUUCCUGGUUCACAGACAGCGGCAAGGGCUCAGCGUCCUCAGGCAACGUCACUUCUCCUGCCUGCUCCCCUAAACAUGAGGGGUUCAGUCCUAAGAAGUCAGCGUCACAGGAAUCCACCCUGAGUGACGACUCCACGCCCCCCAGCAGCAGCCCCAAGAUCCCGAGUGGUCCCCGGCAGGAGGCCAAGUGUUCCUACCCCUACCACACGCUGUCCCAGUCUUCAGAUGAGUUCCUGGAUGAGCCCCUCCCUACUGUCCAGCACUGGACCAGCCAGCAGGUGGGCCAGUGGCUGCAUAGCCUCAAUCUGGAGCAGUACGCCGCUGAGUUUGCGGCCCGGCAAGUGGACGGGCCACAACUCCUGCAGCUGGACGGAAGCAAACUGAAGAGCCUGGGGCUCAGCAACUCGCAUGACCGGGCGCUAGUGAAGCGGAAGUUGAAGGAACUGGCAGCAGCUGCGGAGAAGGAGCGCAAGGCCCAGGAGAAGGCUGCGAGGCAGCGGGAGAAGCUGCGGCGCCGGGAGCAGGAGGCCAAGAAGAGCUAGGGGCGGGCAGGGUGGCACUGGCACCUGGGUGCGGGCAGCCACCAGGCUCAGCGGGCACAGGCCUCACCAGGGGGGUGGGCCUGGGUGCCAGGCUUGGGCUGGCCUAGCCCCACACUCUUGGGGGCACGUGCCCUCUCUCACUCUGUCUGGACCCAGAGUCCCCGGGAAGGGAGACCCCAGGGAGAGGGCCCAGUAAUAAAUCCGAUUCUGAGGACUUGUUUGGCACAGAGUUCCUGGGGGAGGCAGGUAGCAGCUGAAGGGAAGAGGGACAGAGAGGCCAGGGCUGAAGUUAAGUCCAGAAGCCCAGAGGAGCCUGGGUCAGGCUGGCCCUAUGUCCUCAGGCCAGGGUGGUGCUGGGUAUGAAGGUGCCUGCCUGCCUCCCAGAGGCCCUGCACCUGGGAGGGUCUUCAGGCUCAGAGGGUAGUCUGGGCAUCUCAGCAGGGGACAGAGCUGUGCCUCUCCAGCUCUUCAAGGUGGCUGUGUUGGGGGAGAGCUGUUCUGCUCCCCAGGUAGAUCAAUGAGCAUUACAGCAAGUCGCACUCAGGGUAGACUCCCAGCCAACUCCUCAACAGGAGAGCAGAGAGAGCAGGAAGAGAUACGUGUGGCCUCUGCAAGGAUAGGAGAAGACAGGACAAAAAAACCCUUCUUUCUCCUGCCCUGUCCUGUGAGUCCCAAGGCAAGGACAGCAUCCAGGCAGCCUGUCCCUUCAGGGCCUAUUCAAGAGCAGGACUCUCACCUGCUCUCCAGCCAGGACUCCUCCUCCUCCUGCUCCCUCAGAGAGCACUUGAGCUCUUUUGGGGGGCAGAACACACUUGGAAGCAUCAGGGACAGAGCCCUCCCGGUGCCUUGGUGCUGCUGAACCCAUGGCACUUCACCCCAGCCGGCAGAGGCAAAAUCUGGGGUUCACCUGGAAGCUGCUGGAUGGGAAGGGUCCACUGGCUUCCUCCAUCAGCCCCGGCCACUGUGAGGAGCUCAGGGCUCUAGACCAGGCAGGGAGCACAGGCUGCAGCUCACAGGCUGCAGGGAGGGCCAGGAACGACCCCCCGGGUGGGAGUGGUGUCUGUCAUUUUUGGAAAAUAUCCAGAGACAGGUUGUCCAGGUACCAUGCUGGCCAGCAGCCAGCCCAGCUUCUGAGGCCCUGGUUAGAGCUACCAAUGGAACCUGGGGCUUUGGAUUAGAAACCCUUCCCCCUACUGUCUGCCUGGAGAGGUGGACAGGACCAGUGCAUGCUGACCCCUCACUCCUCCCCGGGGUCUGUGGCUCCAGGCCAGGGCCCCCUCCCUGGGACCAGCACUUUCCUCCCCUCUGCCAUUUGGGCUGGGAGUGGGGCUCCAGAGAGAAAGGGAGCAGCGGGGGCACCCCUGGGCUUGGCAGAGGGGCUGGUGGGGAGAUGGGAAGGCAUGCGUGUCCUUGAAGCCAUCAGGAGCUAUAGUGGGUGUCCACCUGCAUGUGAAGGGGGGAGGCGGUUCUCAAUUUCUUUCAAUAAACAUUUACAAUGUG
Messenger RNA from Marmota monax (woodchuck), 6309 nucleotides. RefSeq names its product sterile alpha motif domain containing 14 (gene Samd14). NCBI's taxonomy places the organism in Eukaryota, Metazoa, Chordata, Mammalia, Rodentia, Sciuridae. Gene Ontology annotation, biological process: neuron projection development; calcium-mediated signaling; actin filament organization. The coding region runs from base 3556 to 4809 and encodes 417 amino acids. The record is from RefSeq and is a predicted model, not a curated record. Gene Ontology annotation, cellular component: cytoplasm; actin cytoskeleton; postsynaptic density. Gene Ontology annotation, molecular function: actin filament binding. The transcript is spliced from 10 exons.